Messenger RNA from Gongylonema pulchrum, 402 nucleotides. The record is from the annotation of a GenBank genome assembly. NCBI's taxonomy places the organism in Eukaryota, Metazoa, Nematoda, Chromadorea, Rhabditida, Gongylonematidae.
AUGUUCACCAUCUUGAUUGCCGCGGUGGUGGAUGUGGCAACUUUUACGGGAAUCGCUGCAGCAGAUAAUCUUGUCCUGUACUACCCGGUGUAUCCGCAAUAUGUUGUACCGAGGCAUUUGCAAAAUUUUGAGAGGAAUGCUCCACCAAGAGUAUAUGCAAAGAAUCCGGAUCUUCCAUCUUCGGGAAUUGUAUGGCUCAAUAAGAAUUUAAAAGGAGAUGCAAUCGAUUGGAAAGCUCGGCCAGAAUCAGAAAAGUUAACGACGACAGGAAGCAGUCGGCAAAGGAUUGAUUCCGAUCGAAGUGGCACCACACCGGAUCAAGCAUUCGUGUCCGCCGUCACACCGAUCAUUGCUCCAGAGAGCGUAAGGCACAAAUAUUUGAAUUUUCUUUUAAUUCAUUAA